AUGGAGGGGCUGCUGGCUGAGGACGCUGAGGCCUCGAAGGAUGAGGUGGUUCCCACCUUUACGGGGGAGCACCUGCGCAUCUGCCCCCAGGACUACACGUGCUGCGCCAGCCGGACCGAGGAGCAGCUCAGCCAGCGCAGCGGCGCCGACCUCCGGGCGCUCGUGGCCGAGGCGGCCGCCUUCCUGCUCAGCACCCUCAGCUCCCGCCAGCACCGCUUCCAGGAUUUCUUCCGGGAGCUCCUGGCGGGGGCUGAGCGCUCGCUGCAGAACAUGUUCACCCGUUCCUACGGGCACCUUUACGCCCAGCACGCCCGCCUCUUCCAGGGCCUCUUUGUGGAGCUCCGACGCCACCUGCAGGGGGCUCAGCCUGGCUUGGACGAGGCCUUGGGCGACUUCUGGGCCCGACUGCUGGAACGGAUGGUGCCCCUCCUCAACCCCCAGUACAGCUUCCCAGCAGGGUACCUGGAGUGUGUGGGGCGCCAGGCGGAUGGACUGCGGGCCUUUGGCGACAGCCCUCGCCAGCUCCGCAUGCAGGUGACCCGGGCGUUCAUUGCUGCUCGCGCCUUGGUGCAGGGCCUGGCGACUGGACGAGAAGUUGUUGCCCAGGCAGUCCAGCUGUCUCCCACGAGGGAAUGUCGCCGGGCACACAUGCGCCUCUCCUACUGCCCGCUGUGCCGUGGUACCCCCACCCUCAAGCCCUGCAGUGGCUUCUGCCUCAACGUCAUGAAGGGCUGCCUGGCUAGCACCACCGAGAUGGACCCCGAGUGGGAACGCUACCUUGAUGCGAUGACCCAGCUGGCGGAACGCCUUGGAGGACCCUUCAACUUUGAGCUGGCCGCUGACUCCAUUGGCGUGAAAAUAUCAGAGGGCAUCAUGUAUCUGCAGGAGCACGGUGUACAGACAUCAGCCAAGGUCUUCCAGAGCUGUGGUAGCCCCCGCCCAACCCCCGCCCGCUCCCGACGUGCCCCCCGUGAAGAGACCAAGCGACGGUUCCGCACCUACUCCCCUGAGGAGAAGCCCACCACUGCGGCAGGAACCAACCUGGAUCGGCUGAUCUCAGACGUGAAGGAGAAACUCCGCCUCAUGCGCCGCUUCUGGGUGAUGCUGCCACACACCCUCUGCAGUGACGAGAAGGUGGCGGCAGAUGUGACCAAUGAAGACCUGUGCUGGAACGGGCAGGCUCGGGGCAGGUAUCUCCCAGAUGUGACAGGCGAUGGGUUGGUGAACCAGAUCAACAAUCCGGAGGUGGAGGUGGACAUUUCGCAGCCUGACCUACCCACCCGGCAGCAUCUCCUGGCCCUGCGCAGUGCCACCUCUCACCUGGUAGGGGCCUGCAAUGGGCAAGACGUGGACUUCCAAGAUGCAGAUGAGGACGGGGGCAGUGGGUCGGGUGCAGGCUACCAUGAAGAUCGACCAGCCCCAGGGGCAGGGAGAGGGGUUGUGGGGGGAGUCUCGUCGGGCUCACACCCUCCUGCUGACACCCACUCUCCCCAUUCCGGAAAGGGCUCCUCUUCCUCAUCCCAGCACAGCCAGAGCAGUGGGGCCCGGCCCACGCCCCCCUCUGAGGAUGCUUUGCCUGCUCGGGCCGCCCUGGCCCUCCUGUGUCUGCUGGCCCUCCUGGGUGGAUGGUGA
Gekko japonicus is the source of this 1632-nucleotide messenger RNA. It is a transcript of the gene GPC2, whose product is annotated as glypican 2. The transcript has 10 exons. The record is from RefSeq and is a predicted model, not a curated record. NCBI's taxonomy places the organism in Eukaryota, Metazoa, Chordata, Lepidosauria, Squamata, Gekkonidae. Gene Ontology annotation, cellular component: plasma membrane; cell surface; extracellular region. The coding region runs from base 1 to 1632 and encodes 543 amino acids. Gene Ontology annotation, biological process: smoothened signaling pathway; cell migration; regulation of signal transduction.